AUGGGAUUUUUGUAUUAUUUGCUUAAGGAUGUCAGCGAGAAACAGCCUUACAGUGUGGGUAAAAAUAUAUUAAUUAACAACAUUUUAACGCUUAUUAACAAUCAUCUUUGCUCAGGGCACGAGGGCUUUAAAGAGCUUUUCCGCGUGUUGCCUGCUCGCAUCGCGGCGUAUAACAGGGACGUGAGAGAGUCUAAUAAUAGAGUUAGAACCAUCAUAACUACAAUGCAGAGCAAUAUGCAGAAGCUGGAAACAGAGGUUAGUAAAAUAACUAUAGUUAAUGCUGUUGCAGGAAAAUCAAGGGAAGUUGCGCAAGCGGAAUGGUUAGUCAAGCAGAGGUUGGCAGACUGCUGGAAAUAUGCUGAGAGCUUCACAAAUGAUUUAGAUAUUAACACAAAUUCCAUUGAUAAUAGAAACGCGAUUAAUGAUCUUAAUAGUAGCUUACGUGAAAAGAUCGAAAAUGUACGUGUGACGAUAGAGCAUGAGACUAAGCGUCUCACUGAGCUGUCUAAGAAGGAACGUGAGGAGUUAACGGCGACGAAAGAUUUUUUAUAUGCAGAGAUAGAUGAGCUUAAGAAGCGUUUACAUACGACAAUUGAUAAGCAUAUAAAGGAUCUUGUGGAGCAAUUGAAAAAAUCAGUGAGAGAGAUUCUCGGUCAGCUGGAGAGCCUUGGCACUAGGUUUCGGGACCAUAUCGAAUCAUUACGCAAAUGGAUGGAGCAGGCGGAGAAUCUAAUAGAUGAUGCCGAAAAAAAUGUUGAUCUGGUUUCGGGACAUGUUAAUGGCACUUCAAGCACGUAUUCCAGUCAGCAUAAAGCGGCAAUGGAGCAGUUUGAGAGAGAAGCUAUUCAAGUUUUUGAGGCUGCAAGCAUGGCAAAGAGUGAAGUGGAGAAGUUGGUGCAGGAGGCUACAAAGUUGGUAGGGCAAUUGGAUCUCGCGAUUAGAGGGGAUUUAUAUGAUAUGAAAGGGAGAGUGGAUGCUGCCAUUAGAGAAUGCCUUGACAAUAUUAAUAGUGCGUUGAAGGCGGGUAUUAAUGCUGCUAAAGGCUAUGAGUGGGUUCAGAAUGCUGGUCCGGCCGUUGAGGCUAUGGAGAAGGCAGUCAUAGGUGAAUUGAAUGGUAAGUUAGGAACGAUUGGAGAGCCUGUUGCGAAAGUGCUUGCUCAGGCAAAAAAAAGUGGCAAAGAUGAACUUGGCAAGCAUCUGGAGUGGUUGUUAAAUGAUCUUAAUAGAGUAGUUGGCCAUAAUACAGUAGAAUCUACAGAUUUCAUCAAAUACCUGGCCGCAUACUUUCAGACUCCUCUCGAUAAGGAGUUGCCGCAGGAUAGGCUCAACGAUGGUAAAGUAACCAUUGAUCCCAAGAAGUUUCCUUUUUAUUCGGGCACUGACAACGGCAAGAAACAAGCUCUUGAAGCGGCGAUAAGCAAAAUUAAAAACGAUGGCGUAGCUGCGCUACAAAUAAUUGAUGCGAGUGGCGGUUCCGGUCGAAUCACCAGGGACACCUUUGAAACACACGCCAAUCUAGUCACGCACCACCUCAAUGAACUCUACGGCGCCAUUAAACAAGCUGCUGAAUACAGCAAGCAGAAUUUAAGAAAAUUGAAAGACGAACGCUUUAAACAAUAUUCUAAUGGAGCUAGGGAUGCAAAUGACAGCAUCAGGAAAAUCUUUACUGAACUUGGCGAUCUGCACAGCGAACUUGUAGCUAAGCCCAUAAACAAGGUCAAGGAGUUUCUCCAAAAAGGAGCCAAACAAGCCGAAGAUUACUACGCUAGAUAUUUAAAACAAGAGUCGGAUAAAGAAGUCGAAAAAUUCAAAAACCUUAUAUACAUUCACGCCCAGAUGCAGUACGGUGCCUCAGUGAAGAGCUUGUUGCAGGCGUUCUGCGAGAAAUCCAUAGACGAGUUAUACGGUUUGCCUGAAUCGAUUACCUUGGACCUCGAUAGCGGCUUCAAGGGUUUUAUGAAGCAAAUGGAAACGGAGUUCAUCGACAAGGUUAAAGAAGUAAAGCAGAUUGACGUCUCCGAUUCUACGCAACAAAGCCCACUGGGUCAAGCUGCACAUUAUAUUCAUAGAGCAUUUGGCUACUUUUUUCACGGUUUAAAAACUCAGACAAACUUCAUGCCCAACUACGAGUUUAUAAAGCCGUCUAGGAAUGCUUUAGCUGAAUUGCUACAUGGACUUACAAAUUCCAAGCAUUACGAUCCUACGUUUAGAAACAAUUUGCAAACAUUCGAUACGCUGCUUCAUGCGUUUUCACCUAUGAUGUUAGAGGGCCCCCCUCAUCCGCAGUUACUUGACAUUCUUAAGACAGGUAUGGAGGCUUUGGCAUUUGAGUUACAUAAGGCAUAUGUCAACGUAUACGAGGGAACAAACUUCGUCACAGAUUGGGUGCAUGUUAUAGAAAACCGUCAAAAACCGCAGUCUGGUGUUGCCCCUACUGACUCACCAAAACACAUGUUAACGGCAGACGGUAGGGAUUGCGCCAAGGUGUUUAUGACUCUGCUGGAGAUACUCGGUCAUGACCUCAGUGAAUUCUAUAAUAAUUGUAACAUGACAGAUGGAACUUGGAGAGACAGGAAAAUAAGUGAAACAUACAAAAGUGGUAUAAACGCAUUUGGACAGUUCCUAGAGUAUUGCGGCUACACCAUCCCCAAGGGUGAAGGAUCCAAACAGGACGGGGAGUUAAGAUGUUCUUCCGAUAUGAAGGGUGAAAAAAUUUAUGAGCGAUUGGUCACUCGAAUUCCUAUCGUAGCAGCUAAUUCACAUUUCAAAACAUGUUCAUUGCACAAUGAUGAAGCAACGAAAUUCAGCAUGAUGGGCCUUCUCUCGUGUAUUACUGGUCACCUCAAGGAGUACUACCAAGUCUGCCAUUAUGCCACAUCGGACGCAAAGGGACAGCCACGUUCCGUUUACGAAAUGCUCCAAUGGCUAAGUGGACUUCCAAAUAACGCCGUGCACCAAAAAUUAUCGUUUGACUAUUUUGCCGAAUUAUUCGACAAGCCGAAGACGGAAGAGAACGGAGGCAACGCAGAUGGAGACGUCACGUUUGAAAACCUCGAAGACCGACACUUGGACGCAUACCCUGAGAGGAUAACAGUUGGCAACCUCACUACUACGCUUACAGACAUAUGCGCUCAAUCUCACUCAGUGCUCACAACUAUCCUCGGUCACGGGCAAGCUGCCGGCCGAUAUGCCUGUGAUUUCAACACUAACGAAGCCAAGUUGUCAUAUCCUAGUAAUACUGCCGCGUGCUUCGACAUGCUAGUGGACAUUGUGUAUCGCUUGUAUGACCAACUGUAUUUCUUAUUCAUUCAGUGUGAACGCACUUCGGACACUAACAGUUGGCGUGAUUGCUGGUACGGCAGAUACGUCGGCGGGUCAUCAUGGGAGUGCAACACAUGGCAAUGUCACAACCUAGAGUGCAACCAAAAGGCUAACCAAAUUGCCAACCAAAGUGAUGACCAAAACGCUAACCAACAGUGCGACCAACACCCUAAGUGCGGCCUUAAGUCUCCUUUGCAAUCGUUCCUGGAGGACGGCCUACCCGGCUUCUUGCCUCACCAAUUUACAAAACCAGGUUGUAAACUAGAGUGCACCGUAUCAAAACACCGUGGCGUUCCAUGCAAAACUCCGAUGGGAUUUGCUGAUAUCAGCAUUGCAGCAUCGCAUACCAAAACAGGUGCAGAAAUCUCUGCCGAGCUUCGUGAUUUCUGUGGCGGUGCGGAAACACCGCUGGGCAAAAUGUGUAGUUACUUCAUCUGCAUAUUGCAAAGGACUCCUCAGACGCUUGGAGAUAUGUUCGCGUUCUACUACAAUUUCAUCGUUGGUUGGGAUCAAUCCGGCACAAAGCACAGAAGUUAUGCGUUCAAUAACGCCGUCACCAAAGCGUACUUUGGCCAACAAUAUUCCGGAUUGGACGUUAAGUCACUACUCAAUGUUGAACCCUCGUCGAAGCACGAUAAGGGCAAUUUGAUGUGCCUCGUCGAUUGCAAUAAUACGGCCCAGGGACGAGUUACUUGCGGCCGGUACCUUCAAUCUUUCGGCUUCAACACAUGGAGAAUGUUUGCAGACAAGCAUGCUGGUAAUUAUCUUUCGUGGAUUGUAUACCUCACCGAAACAUUUUAUCAGCUGCUAAAAGGCUUGUACGAUGAAUGCUGCAAUAACUGCAAUAAACCUGGAACCAGGUGUCACGGAAAAAUAUGCCCCGACGCCUGCACAGUGAAAGCCGCGUACAAAGCAGAGGAUCCGCAAAAAUCGCUGAACGGUCAAUAUCACAUCAAAGACUGCAAAUCCAUAGCCACAUGUCCAUUCACACGACCGACAUUGUACAAGCAUGGAUUCACAUUAAAGAGUUUGUCCAAUCUUAGUGGCAUCAAUGGCGACAACACGAAACGUACAUGCCAAGAUUUCUGUAAUGAAUUAAAAAUUAUUGUCGAUGAAAAAUCGGUACUACUCCAAAUGUUCUACAAAAUUGAUGAUUUCCUGCUUGCCAUCCGUUUCCCCUUCAUGACCUUAACCCUCGCCCUCUGGCUCCUCUCUCUCCUCUACCUCAUCCACAUCAUGGUCACCCGCCUCGACCUGCUCCACAUCAAAUCUCACUUACACUCACCCUCAAGUCAUAGGAUUGCUGCUCAAUCACUACUCGCCGAAGCACGCGUUAGCAAGCUUAACAGGGUGUUUUACCUGCAACCAUAA
This is a messenger RNA of Babesia bigemina, 4692 nucleotides long. RefSeq lists its product as hypothetical. The coding region runs from base 1 to 4692 and encodes 1563 amino acids. The record is from RefSeq and is a predicted model, not a curated record. Lineage: Eukaryota; Apicomplexa; Aconoidasida; Piroplasmida; Babesiidae. The transcript has a single exon.